Messenger RNA from Coprinopsis cinerea okayama7#130, 912 nucleotides. RefSeq lists its product as hypothetical. Bases 1 to 912 code for a protein of 303 amino acids. The record is from RefSeq and is a predicted model, not a curated record. Lineage: Eukaryota; Fungi; Basidiomycota; Agaricomycetes; Agaricales; Psathyrellaceae. The transcript is spliced from 6 exons. Gene Ontology annotation, molecular function: DNA binding.
AUGCAGCGUCCCACCCUUCAAGGCGUUCGUAUUCGUUCAACGCGGGAUGCAUUGCAAGUUUUCAAUGCUGUCGCUUGCAACCGACUUCCAUUGAUCACGCGGCGACUGGAUGCUGAGGAGCGGAGGGUUAUCAUGCCCGGGAACGUCUACGUCUGGGAGGAGCGAGGUGCCAACACCGAGCCGACUGGACUGGGCAUGGAGCGAUGGACGGAUGGAAUGGGUUGGGGUCCCAGUCGUGUCAGAGAUGUGAGUGAUACAUCUUCAUGCGCGCUCAGCGCUCACAAGACGACUUGGUUGGAUACUGACACCCAUCCAUUGGAUUUCAAGGAAUUCUUGUUCUACCAUCAGAAAGAAUCCGACAUGGCAGACGAUUUUCUCAACCCUAUACCUGAGUCAGAACGCUUGAUCAAGCAAACGUAUAGCGUGCACGUCUCACUUCCUGCGGAUCGGCAGAGAGGUAUUGUGCGAAAAUGGCACUUGACUGCAUACUUCAGUCAAGCUAGGCUCGACCAACUCGCAACGGUCGACAACAUCCGCGGUAUUGGGGACGUCCCAGUACCAGAAGGCUGGUUCAGGAGUGCACGUACAGCCAAGACUCGCCGAAACACCCACACCCAGUCAUCAGAGUCGGACACCCCGAAACAGCCUUCCCCGACAAGCUACAGCGACCCUCACUCUCCUCUCGUAUCUUCGAGUCGCCAUCAUCCCUCGUCGGGCUACGCCCAUAGCCCUGCGUCCUCUUCAGGACACUCGAGCAAGACCUCCUCGAUCUCAAGUCUAAGCAGCGCUUACAACCCUCGAAGCCCCAGUCUCGUACCCCUAGACGUUCUUCAAAAUUCCCAUUCAGUGCCCAGAGAUCCUACGGAUGUUCAAACUUUGCGCCGCUUUGCAUCAGGUCACGGCCAUUCCUAA